Molecule: messenger RNA, 1665 nt
Organism: Colletotrichum chrysophilum
Lineage: Eukaryota; Fungi; Ascomycota; Sordariomycetes; Glomerellales; Glomerellaceae
Exons: 2
Coding region: 1-1665 (554 amino acids)
Molecular function (GO): protein binding
Source: RefSeq, a predicted model, not a curated record
AUGUCGCAACCGGCAACCACGCUGCCGUCGCGGCCGUCGUCGCCUACAACCCCCUUCAGCAAGGUGCCGAUCGAGGUCCUCCUACGUAUAUCCUCGUACCUGACGACGCCCGAACUGGGCAAUCUUCGAUUGACGUGCAAGUCCAUCGAACAAUCCCUGUUCAACACCUUCAUGAGAGAGUUCUUCACCAAGCGGCAGUUCAUGCUCACAGAACAGAGCUUGCAAGCCCUGGUCGAUAUCAGCAACUCUCGUCUGAGCGACUGCCUCGACCACGUGGUAAUAGGGCUCGAUUUCUUCGACUACCGCCGUUUCUCGCCCAUGGAAGUGGCCCAAGAGAACGCCUACCGCCAGGCCUACGCGGACCAUCGCACCCUUGUCAGCAGUGGCCAGGAUGUAGUAAUGCUCACCGAGGCCUUCCGGAAUCUGAAGAACCUCCAAACCGUCGGAAUUCGAGACUAUCACUCACGCGAGCGUGAGCAUCGUGAUGGCUUCGGCGCCACCUGGGCAAGCUAUGGAGCUACUACCAUCCGCAAGGAGACCGGCGUUGACCUUUUGGCGAAAACCAAUACUCAAGAAGCCCAGGAAUACGCCAAUAAAGUCAUGAUCACCCUAUUCACAGCUCUUGGCAACGCCGGGGCCCGCCCAAAGACAUUCGAAAUGCUCCGUCGACAAUCGUGCAUCCCCAACGACAAUGCCUUCAACCUCUUCACCAAUUACCUUAAGCCUAAGGUCGUCCCUGUCCUUGAGGGUCUCCAGACGUUUAUCCUGGUUGCAAACGUCGGAUCCGGUCCUAAUAGAGGCAUCGCUGUCCCCAUCCCUGGCCAACCGACGCAGAAGGAUCACAAUCGCUACGACUACCUGUUGUGCCACUUCCUCACGCACCUCACGAAUGUCAAGCAUCUACGCAUCAACUUCUUUAACGCACGUGGCGGUAUUGAAAAGCUACUGAACUGGCUGUCGUCGCCGUCGCCGUCGCCGUCGCCGCCGUUGUUGUCGUCGUCGUCGUCGGCGGCGGCAUCCCCGUUGAAGUCGCACCCGCACCCGCACCCGUCGUCGCCGUCUCCGUCGUUGCCAUCGUCGGCAACGUUGACGCCUCCCGCCACUGCGCCGAUGUUAGCACUUCCGCCGUCCCCAAGCUUUGCUUACCUAGAGGAGCUUAAUUUUGGCUUCUGCGAUGUCGAAACCAAGGCUCUCCUUGACGUUGUGCGCAAAUUUGCCGCUAAACUUAAGAGGCUUGAGCUGUACCGGGUCACCCUCAUUAACCGUCAACCACAUAAUCCCAACGACACUGGCGAUGAUUUUCGUGCCCGUUAUAAGUUCAAUGUGUGGGCCAAGAUGCUCAAGAGCCUUCGGGAAGUCCCUGGGCUGGAUUUAGAGCACAUUAAGAUCGCCCUACCCAACCAGAUCUCAGCUGGAAUGCAUGCCCGCGUGUCAUUCUAUGGGAAGGGCAGCAACGAAAAGGAGGCCCCUGCGCAAGAAUACACCGGUAUUGACUGGAAGCACUAUGUGGGCGAAUUGGCUCAGCGCGUCAAACCGGACCCCCCUCCGUCCUAUCCGGGCUACGACGACGACGGCGACGACGACGACGAUGAGGAGGACGACGAAUUCGAUACCGACGUGGGCGACAUGAUGGAUGAUGCAGAUGAGGUAGAUGACGAAGAAUAG